Messenger RNA from Prunus avium (sweet cherry), 1568 nucleotides. NCBI's taxonomy places the organism in Eukaryota, Viridiplantae, Streptophyta, Magnoliopsida, Rosales, Rosaceae. The record is from RefSeq and is a predicted model, not a curated record.
UGUCUUGGACUUUGGCAUAUGCGCAUAAGAAUUAAUGAUGAUAAGGAUUUGAGCCCAUUUCUCCACUUCCCUCUCCCUCUCGUCACUCCCCAACUUUCCCAUCCGUUUUCCUUUUCCUUUUUAGUUUCCGACUAUCCAAACAAAGAAACACUAGACAAAACAAAAAAACCUGAAACCUCUGCAAAAACCCAAAUGAAUCAUCCUCAGCCCCCGCAACCCCAAGACCCAUCGGAUCCCCAACUCCCCCACAUCAGAAUCCACCACCCUAACUCCCCACGCCACCACCCCAACUCUCCACGUCACCACACCUCAUCCGCAGGCUCCGCCGCCACUCCCACCCCCACCGCCGGCGCCCGCCGAAAGCUCGGCGUCGCUGUCGACCUCUCCGACGAGAGCGCCCAUGCCGUCCGCUGGGCUGUCGACCACUACAUCCGUCCCGGAGACGCCGUUGUUCUCCUCCACGUCAGCCCCACCUCCGUCCUAUUCGGCGCCGACUGGGGCUCCGUCGACCUCUCCAUCAAUACCAACGACGACGUUGACUUCGUCGACAAUCAUGCCUUAAACGACUCCGUCAAGCAGAAGAAGCUCGAGAACGACUUUGAUGCCUUCACUGCUUCCAAGGCCGCCGAUCUCGCCAGGCCCUUGAAGGAGGCUCAGAUUCCCUUCAAGAUCCACAUCGUUAAGGACCAUGACAUGAAGGAGAGGUUGUGCUUGGAGGUCGAGAGGCUAGGGCUCAGUGCCGUGAUCAUGGGGAGCCGAGGGGUUGGCGCCGCGAAGCGUGGAAAUGACGGUAGGCUUGGGAGUGUGAGCGAUUAUUGCGUUCAUCACUGUGUUUGCCCUGUUGUUGUUGUACGGUUUCCGGAUGAUGACAAUGGUGCCGGUGCCGGUGCCGGUGCUGGUGGUUCUGCUGUUGCUCCUGCUGCUGUUGUUGCGGUCAAAGAGGAUGACGAGGAAGAAGCCGUGAUCAAGCCAGUGGUAAAGGACGAGCAUAAAAAAGAUGCUUAGUAUGUAUUCCGAGUCGUAGUUGAAUCCUCUCAAGUACAGGUGCUGCUUCGUCUGUGUUCGAUUUUGUGGUGUUUAUGCAGAGUGUGACCAAGUCAACAUGGUUUUAAAUUGUGCAGUUUGUGUAGAUGUCUGAGUCAACUGGGAUUAGCUGACACGUUGAGUCCAGACUGCAUGAGUCAAGACUGCUUUCUCUCCUCUCCGACAGCUUUUUCUCAAACGUAUGAAUUUCUGGGAGGAUUGGAGAUGCUAUUUGUAUGGUGAAUGAGGUUUAUGGGAUUCUGUGAGGCCUUUCCUACUUUGUUCAAUUGCUUUGUGACUCAUUUGUCUCCUUUUAGUUUCAAGGAUGUGCUUGUUGUUGCUUGUUAGUAUGAAAAUUUAAUUAUUAUAUCUUCUUGUGUCUAAUGAUUUUCUCAUCAGAAUUACUAGACAUGUUUAUUAAUUUGUAUGGCUAGACAACCCUAAAUCAUUUGGUAUGAAAAGGUACUUUCUUUUCUACCAUAAUUUGGACCGCGUAAUAUUUUGAAGCCAUUCAUUUUUCUCAUGUCUAUGAUUUAUUCUGACAA